CCCCAGUCCCCACUGCCCCUGUCGUGUUCCGUAUCUCCAGUUAGCGCGCUAGCGUUUCCGCCCGCCAUUUUGGUGUUUCGUCUGUCUGAGUCCCGGCGAAUUAUCGGUUUUUUAUUUUAAUCAGUAUUAAAAGAGAAUUCCGUGUUACUAUAUGCGUUAUUUCUAACUCUCGUUCCGUGUUAACAAAAUCAUGGGUGAUCCUUACUCGUCCUCAGAUUACAAUAGUGGAUCUUAUGGUGGUCAGUAUUCAAUACCACCUCCUUCACUAGGUUCUGGAGAUAGCAGUUAUAAUGCAGGUCAACCACCACCCAGCAAUUACAACCAAAGUGGCUAUGGGGGUCAAAAUUCUAACCAGCCGUGGAAUCAACAAAACUCCGGUGGAGCCGGUGGAGGCAGCAGUGGUGGGAGCUAUGGAGGCCAAGACAAUAACUAUGGCUCAAAUCAAAAUUAUGGCUCGAAUUAUAACAGCAGCGGUGGAUUUGAUCGCAAUGGCAGCAAUAGUUACAACAUAAGCGGCGGUAAUGAACGUGGGGGAAGCAACUACGGCGGUAGUGACCGUGGAGGAAAUUUUGGAAACAAUGAUCGUGGAAGCAGCAACUAUAGCAGUGGUGACAGAGGAAGUGGAGGAUAUGGAGGCAAUGAUCGCAGUGGAGGGUCAAACUAUGGCAGUGGGGAAAGAGGAGGCAGUGAUCGUGGAGGCUAUGGAGGUGGUGACCGGUCCAAUUAUAAUAGGGAUGGUGGAAGUAGAGAUGGUGGUUAUGGUGGCGGCGGCAGGGGGGGUGGUUUUAACAAAGGCGGAGGCGGUGGCUUUGGUGGUGACAGAGGUGGGGGGGGUGGUGAAAUGGUCACUCAAGACGACACCGUUUUCAUUCAAGGGAUGAAUCCAUCAACCACAGAAGAUGAAUUGUGCCAGCAUUUCGGAGCCAUAGGUAUCAUUAAGAUGGAUAAAAAAACACAAAGACCCAAAGUAUGGAUGUAUAAAGAUAAAUCAACUGGUCAACCGAAAGGAGAAGCGACAGUAACGUACGAAGACUCCAACGCCGCCACAUCGGCUAUACAAUGGUUCGAUGGAAAAGAUUUCAAUGGCGCAACAAUUAAAGUGUCUCUCGCGCAAAGACAAAACACGUGGGCCGGAGGGAAAGGUGGUGGCGGAGGCGGAGGCGGAUUCCGCGGGGGUCGGGGCGGCGGAGGAGGUCCGCCGCGAGGCGGCCGCGGAGGGGGUGGCGGCGGUAGCGGACCACCGUCAGGCAACAGAGAAGGAGACUGGCGGUGCCCCAAUCCCAGCUGUGGAAAUACGAACUUCUCGUGGAGGAAGUCGUGUAACAGAUGCAACGAGGAGAAGCCCGGUGGUGGCGGUGGGGGUCCGCCAUCAGGCGGCGGCGGUGGCGGUGGUGGUCGUGGAGGAGGCCCACCUCGGGGGGGCAGAGGAGGUGGCCGGGGAGGAGGUGGUAGCUGGGGUGGUAGACCAGAUCGUGGUGGAGACCGAUCGGGAGAUCGCCGAGGAGGCGGCGGUGACCGUCCUAGCGGCGGGGCUAUGAGAGGAGACGGCGGUGGAAGAGACAGACAGCGGCCGUAUUAAGUAUAAUUUAUUCAUAGUUCUUACAUAAAAUUUGAAAAAUACUAAUAGAUCCUCAUCCUUUUGUUUUUAUUUCAUAGUGUAAAUUGUCAUUGUUAUACGAAUGGAUCAUGUUGUAAAAUCAAUUGGUAUUUGAAUGGCUGUUUUUGA
This is a messenger RNA of Pieris rapae (cabbage white), 1726 nucleotides long. RefSeq names its product RNA-binding protein cabeza. Gene Ontology annotation, molecular function: transcription coregulator activity; RNA binding. The transcript has 7 exons. Gene Ontology annotation, biological process: regulation of DNA-templated transcription. Bases 191 to 1579 code for a protein of 462 amino acids. NCBI's taxonomy places the organism in Eukaryota, Metazoa, Arthropoda, Insecta, Lepidoptera, Pieridae. Gene Ontology annotation, cellular component: nucleus. The record is from RefSeq and is a predicted model, not a curated record.